UAUCUGCAUCAUUAGGUGGUUGCGAUGUAUAUUUAAAAUUGGAAAAUGAUCGUAAUCUCUCGCGAAUGAUUGGCGUAUUUGCAUCUCAUAAAAUUAAUUUCCAAAUCAACUUGAGUUUAGCCUAAGGCUACACGUGUCUUCGCUUGUCAAUCUCCAGAAUCUGCGAUGAUUCCAGCACAGAUAUUCCGCUUGAUUCACACAAACGGCUUCUUAUGGCAGGCAACAAAAAAAUCUCUGUUACAAAAGCUGCGUAAAAAGACUGGUUACACCUUGGAAAAUUGCAAGAAAGCUCUGCAAUUGCAUGAGAAUAAUAUAGAAAAGGCUGAGAAAUGGCUAAAGGAACAGGCGCAACAGUAUGGUUGGACACAGGCAGUCAAACUACAAGGUCGCAAUACCGGUCAAGGUCUUAUUACACUGACCAUCGAUGGACAAUAUGCUGCAUUAGCAGAGAUUAACUGCGAAACUGAUUUUGUGGCACAAAACAAGAAAUUUCACAGUCUUGCAGAGAGAGUAGCCCUCACUGUACUGAAUUUUGCAAAGUCCCAGGAAAUUCAAAAUGAAGUGCAGCGAACUGCCUUACAUGCAGAUAAUCUCAAAGUUUUAUCAGCCGCAGAUGGUAAAAGUCUGGGUGAUCAUUCUGCUUUAAUCAUUGGCGAUGUGGGCGAGAACAUCAAAUUGAGACGCGCUCUGGCCAUUGGUGUGCAAUCGCCAGACGUGACGCUGUUUGGUUGCACGCAUCCAACACCCAUGAAUCCCAUACCUGUUUCUUUUGGCAAGUACGGUGCUCUUAUCGCUGUCAGGAGCAAGAAUAAGGAUGAUAUACUAGGCAUGCAACUCUGUCAGCAUAUCAUUGGUAUGGACCCACAGAAGAUUGGGAAUCCACGAGUGGACGAACCGCACAACAAUGUGGACGAAGAGUCCUGCAUGAUCUAUCAGGAAUUCCUACUUGAUCCUUCUAUCCCUGUACAACAAUUGCUAGCAGAAACGGAAACUGAGAUUAUUGAUUUUGCGCGCUUCGAGGUUGGUGAGAAUCUUGACGAAGAAUCAACAGUAGAGAGCAUUCAGACUUGCGGCUGAAAUCGAUUUCAAUAUCUAUGAAGGAUCAUCAUGCGUUAUUUCAAUUAUAUGUCAUAUUUUCUAUAAUUUUUAUGAUAAUACAUGAUGAUAAUAGCUAUUAUUUUUAUUAUAAAAUUAAAAAAUCGAAAAGAAAGGACUUUAUUUGAAGAGUAAUUUUUGCAUAUAAUUUCGUCAUAGAUAACAAGCGUCUAAUAGAAAAGAAUAGAUCGAAAUAUUAAACCUUAUUACUAUAUGUACAGUGUAUCGUGUAUAA
Camponotus floridanus (Florida carpenter ant) is the source of this 1330-nucleotide messenger RNA. RefSeq names its product elongation factor Ts, mitochondrial (gene mEFTs). Gene Ontology annotation, molecular function: protein binding; translation elongation factor activity. Gene Ontology annotation, cellular component: mitochondrial matrix. NCBI's taxonomy places the organism in Eukaryota, Metazoa, Arthropoda, Insecta, Hymenoptera, Formicidae. Bases 166 to 1077 code for a protein of 303 amino acids. The record is from RefSeq and is a predicted model, not a curated record. Gene Ontology annotation, biological process: mitochondrial translational elongation. The transcript has 4 exons.